Molecule: messenger RNA, 8378 nt
Organism: Schistocerca piceifrons (Central American locust)
Lineage: Eukaryota; Metazoa; Arthropoda; Insecta; Orthoptera; Acrididae
Product: poly [ADP-ribose] polymerase tankyrase-2-like
Exons: 6
Coding region: 165-1496 (443 amino acids)
Molecular function (GO): protein binding
Source: RefSeq, a predicted model, not a curated record
AUAUAAGGACAAAAAGGCGAAACUCGCGACCGACUACCACUGCACUGCAUACAGUACUGGCUGCUGCGGCGCGGGACGUUUUUCGUUUUUCAUAAGUGUCCAAAAUUGAUGAAGAUAUUGUGAGGGAAGUUCUUCACUUGGCGCAACGCCUACGUCCUUGCAUUAUGUUCUGCAGGACCAUAAGUUGGCUUAUCUGCAUUUUUCUGGCAACAGUCAUAGCAACAAAUUACAAUGGCACAGACUCCGUUACAGAAUCUGGUCCUGAAGUCACAAUCCAUUACGUAAAAACAGACAAGCCAGAAUCAUUCACAGUGGAUCGAGUUCCGGAAGGUAUGGAGACCUCAGCCGUGGACCUAGCCACCCUCCUGGACGCCGGGGACGGCGCCGUGGUGACUCUGGUGGCGGGCGAGACUCGUCUGGCGGCGCACAGGGCCGUCCUGACCGCGAGGAGCCCCGUGUUGGCUGCCAUGUUGCAGGAGGCCGGCGGCGGCCAUAUCAGCGUGCCGGGCGUGGAGGGCGCGGUGCUGCGCCAGCUGCUGGCCUACUUGUACACACUGCGGGCUCCCCAGCUGCCGGCGCUCGCACCCCACCUGCUGGCUGCCGCUGACAGGUACGGCCUGUCUGCUCUGAAGGCAGAGUGCGAGCAGCAGGUGGCCACACAGCUGUCUGUCGAGACUGCUGCUGCCACAGCUGUCCUCGCGAUGAGGCACAACUCCGACAGCCUCAGGCGCGAUGCUGUUGCCUUUGUAAAGGCCCACUUGCCCCGUGUGAUGGCCACGCGGGGCUGGGCUGAUGCUGUGGCCGACCACCCACAAUCUGUUGCGGAGUUAACUCGCCUCGUUUCACAGCCACCGACGGAAACCAGCAGCUCACCGGACAGCAACAGCAACAGCAAACCCACCACUCAGCCCCACAGUGAGCAAAGCGAUGAGGACCGGACACCUAGCACAGCUGCCACGCCUGCGACUCCCUGCUGCACGUCACCACCUAAUGUCACCGCUCUCUGCCUCUUGUGGAGUCUUUCUGCAGAGGAGAAGGGCAGGAGGCUGAUAGAGGCAGCUAAGCAGGGGACAGUGGAAGAGCUGGAGGAGCUACUCGCCGUUGGUACAGACGUGGGGACGGGGGACAAUAUCAGGAGCACUGCCCUGCACUGGGCAGCAAACAGGGGACACACAAAGGCAGUGAGGAGUCUGGUGGAGGCUGGUGCAGUGGUGGAUGCCAGGAACUACUGGCAGAAGACGCCUCUCCACUACGCCGCACAGAAUGGCCACACAGCUGUGGUGGAGGUGCUGGUGGCGUCCUCUGCCGACCCCAACAUCAGAGAUGAUGACGGGUGGACGCCGCUGCAUGAUGCGGCAUACUACGGCCACGCAGAGGUGGUGACGACACUGCUAGAGGCAGGAGCUAAUAGGAGGGCCACAGAUGACUGGGGUAGAACCCCGCUGGACGUCGCCAGGCAGUACAACCACCACCAGCUGACAGGUAUGCUAAUAUGAGGCUAGUCUGUGGAGUACGGUGAAAAGGAUGAAUUCUCGUAAUUGUUAAAAUAAAGAACACAAAAGAGUUACUCCUGUAGUCAUUUUUGUACUCAUACUUACAAAGUACAUGAACAUCAGAACAAGAGCAAUAAUACAGAUGUCUACAAAGUAAUGUGUGUCAUCAGAAGCAAGAUUCCAUUCGUGAAAACUCCACAGAAAUCAAAAAUACUCCGUUACUAAUAAAUACCAGGUAUCUACAAUAUUCAGUUACUGAAAAGUACUCAAUAGGAGCAUGUUCAUUACUACAUGAAACAAUCUUAAAUUUCAUCAUACCCAUGUUACUGGCGUAUAAUCUAUAUAGUGAGAAAACAUCUUCAAACCUGAGGUCAAAUUUAUUUGCAUGUCUGCCAUGAAGAUGGUGCAAUAAUUUGUGAUUAUAGUCACAAUGUGGCAUUAUUAACAAUACUCACACCAUAUUUGGCCUGAUGUCAAACUGUAUUUACUCGUGUGUCUGCAGUACACAUGGUUCAAUAGCUAGUGUGUUUAAUUACAAUGUGACGUUGCUAGCAAUAUUAAAGUGAUGCUAUGUAUUUAUAAUCUGAAAUAGUAUUGUCAUUUUAAUUUAAGUAAAAGUAACUGUACAACAACUUCUAAUCAUACAUGACACACACAACUGCAGUGUUGGAGUUAUAAGACGUAUUAGCAUGUAUAGGGUAACAUGGAACUACACUCUCACACUACAAGGUGCUACAGAAAAUUUAUGCUCUUUUCAGACUGUCCUUCUGUCCAUUUUCACUGCCUUUCCCUCAGCUCAGUGUCAUGUUUGCAGAGCAUCUGCAGGGGCUGCCACACAACCAUCAUGCAACAACUCUGGUUGGACAGGCGCCACUGCCGACAGUGCCCUCGUUUUCCCAGCAGUCACACUACCAAAUUGUGUGAAUCUUCACCUUUUCGCGGUGCAAAGACUGUUCCAAAAAAUUUCGGGCAUGCAGCUGCAUAAAUACGACUUCUUCUUCUAAUAUUUUGGCUGAAUACCGUCCAGCCAUCUUCAGAUUUGGUUGACGACGAAUUUAAUUAACAGAUAUAGUGGCUUCAGCCUAGAUAAAUCAUGGAAUCUGACAUUUUCUGUAAUAAACUCACAAAGAUGUCAUGACAGUGCAGCUCACAAUGAUACAUCAGUGUCACUGUGUGGAUCGAUCGCGCAGCCAUAGAUCUAAUUCCACGCAUAUGUGAUACCUCUGUGCCACUAAUAAACAUCUCUGGCGCCUGUAUCUUUGGCCGCAUGUGCAAUGGUGCGGUCCACAGGUUUAAAAGGAUGGAGUAAGUCACCCCCCUCCCCAACCAGCACAAUGUGGCCGAUGUUUAUCCUUUGAGCACCUCAUCACAAAAUGUGCACAACAAGCUAAAUGCUGUAGCUGUGGUGGGCAACACAGCCUCUCACAAUGCAGCCUCAGGGAAGAAAAGUGCGCAGACUGCUCAGGAACGCACUCCACCUUAUCCUAUAAAUACCCCCCGCAGGCCCGAGGAACCAACUAGCACUGAAGCCCGUGCCCCGAUCAAGACAAUGAAUGGGCCAGAUCACCCACCCACAAAAAAGGAUGAGAAUGGUGAAUCUGUCUCAGCUAACCAUAUUGUCUUCAAAAACGAUCUUAUAAUUCUGAUGACCACCAUUUGGGUCAACCUCCUCAAGACUGAUGCGAGCACAUAAAGAAAGCUAUCGACUGAGCCUCUCUGAAAGAUCCUUGAGAGGGGAAUGAUAGCAACACAAGUAAGAACCACACUGCAUGUCACCAUCACAGAGGCAUGGGACCUGUAAGCUACACAGAUACUGAACAUUUAAAUACAAACACCCCCCACCACUCCACCUCACUGCACCCUCCUCCCCUCCACCACUCCACACUGCAACACCCACAGCAGGAAAGUAGUGCCAAAAGACAAGAACAACAGUAAGAACUAACACACACACACACACACACACACACACACACACACACACACACACACACGCACACACUCUCUCUCUCUCUCUCUCUCUCUCUCUCUCUCCACUAUGGAUAUCACGAACGAAAGAAACCACCUAAAUCUCCUCUUUGCAAAUGAACAAGGGAUAAAAAGUAAACGGUCUGUCCUCAUGCACACACUCCACCAACAGAACAUUCACAUUGCUGCAAUUGCUGCAUGACAGAGACAAAUGUGACUUCGUGAGAUAUACCACCUUCUGUAAAGACAGGCAAGAUGGAAAGGGAGGCAUUGCAAUUUACGUAAACAACACCAUAACAGCUAAGGAAAUUGCACUCCCACAGGCGUAUGAUAACCUAGAGGCCAUAAUAAUUAAGAUCACAGACAGGAACAGGAGAACCCUCAAAGCAGUAUGUAUGUACAACUCACCAGGUACAGCACUACCAACACAAUUCAUCCAACACGUCGUCACACAAAACCACACAAUCCUAAUGGCAGAUCUGAACGCCAGACAUCACAGUCUAGAAGACAGACUAGACAACAGAAACGGCAGACUACUAUUCGACCUAACUAUCACACUCAUACUCAGACUACCAUUCAACGAGCCCACCUUCAUAGGCUUCAAGACACAUCAAACCCAGACCACAUCGUCUACAGCCCAGACCUCGACGACACCUUAACAGAAACAAAAGUAGGCGACUCCAUCACGAGCGAUCAUCUCCCCAUCAUAUUCUCAACAACAGCAACACAACCCUCGCACCCAACUAGCAGAACCAUAAAUGUGGACUUGACAAAUAUCAAGACAUGCUAACAGAAGAACUAACCGCCCCCAUCAGCAUCACAGACACAGACAAGCUACAACAUGUUGCCAACAGACUCGAAUCGGCCCUCCAAACAGCCAUAACAGAAGUGAUACCCACAAAAACAAUAGAGAACUGGAAACCCUACAUCCCCCCAGAAGCGUUAAACCUUAUCCCACAGAAAAAAACAACUACAAAGACAAAUGAGACGAGGAGACAAACCACACCUGAAACGACAGUGGAAGAGAUUAAAUGCCAGGGUCAAGAGUAUCAUUUCAACACACAGACAACAACAGUGGGACGACACAUGUGCUCAGCUAAAUUACAGAGAGGGCAGAAAAUUCUGGAACAGAUUCAAAACAUUAACAGUACAACGAAAGAUCAGUCAAUCCACCCUGCUGGUAAACAAGGAACCAACGACCGCCCACAAAGAACAGGCUGAAGCAUUUAAACAGGUGUUACAAGAAGUUUACUCAUACCCAGCUGACGACAAUUUUGGCGAACAAUUUAGACAACAUGUAGAAUCCCAACUGCCACAAAUACUAGCAACCCCCACGAGCGACACAUAAAAACAACUAGCCCUCACUAGAGACAUAACAGAGACCGAAAUAGAAGACGCAAUCUACACAGGAGGAAACUCUGUCCCUGGAGAAAAUGGUAUCCAACAACUCCACUCCCAAAAAGCCCCAUCACAUAUCCUUAUCCCCAUACUAUCCCUCAUCUACAACUUCUACAUGAAUCACGAAAUGCUACCGACAAAUUAGAAAACCAGUAGAACCAUCAUGAUCCUCAAACCCGACAAACCCAGGACUGACCCUCGUUCAUAUAGACCAAUAUCACUACUUGACGUAAUAGGAAAGACAUAUGAAUGCAUAUUGACAGACAGGAUACGAAAAUACACAGACGACAAAGGAUUAAUCCCCCCAAUACUGGCAGGUUUUCGGCAGAAGCACUUGACCAAUGACUCCCUUUUGAAACUGACUAUCAGCAUAGCGAAAGGCUUCAACAAAGGACACUGUAAACUCUCUGACCUUCUGGACAUCGAGUGUGCCUUUGCCAAACUGUGGCACAAUGGCCUGCUAUAUAAAUUAUCUGAAGUAGGACUCCCAACAAAAAUGAUAAGAAUAAUAAAAGCCUACCUAACUGACAGAACUGGCAUCAUACACGUAGGAACAGGAAAAUUCGGAGCUUUCACACCACAAGCAGUGGUACCUCAAGGAGGAAUACUAUUCCCCUUAGUAUAUACACUAUAUACCGCUGACAUCCCCAUAGUUAGGACAUGUACAGAAACCAUAGGUCUGUAUGCAGACGAUACAGCCUACUGGUGCACAGAACUGAAAGCAAGCACCGUACAACAAAAGACAAACAACUACCUCACAAGACCAGAACAAUGGAUGACCAAAUGGUGAAUUCGCACCAACCCCAACGAAACACAAACAGUUCUCUUCAAACUCAGGCAUUUGAUCAAAAAACGACAGCAAGACGACAACGACAUCCAGCUAUCACUAUCGAACAUGCCCCUUACACUGAACAACUCAGCCAGAUACCUUGGAGUACACCUAGACCAACACCUUAAUGGGAAAAUACUUCUGAAUCACUUACUAAACAAAACACAACUAAGACAAGACUUAAUAAGACAGGUGCAAGGGCGCUUCCAUGCUGCAGCGAUGAAACAGCCCUACAUACGUAUAAAACGUUCAUAAGACCAAUAUUGGAGUAUGCAGUCUACCCACUCAGGAGAAUACAGGCCGACAUAGCAGAAAAACUCUAUAAAAAAGAAAGACUACUUAUACACAGCAUCACCCAGUUACCUCCCACAUCCCCCAGCAAUGAAGUGUACACAAGCUCAGGCAUAGAACAACUACAAACCAGAAUGGCCAAACUCAGGGUGAGGUAUGGAAAACACAUACUCCACACCAGGCCAGACAUGGAGAAUAUUAUCACCAUAAAUGGAAGGGAAAAAAGAAAACCUAAGUACAAAUACAUACCACCCUCAUGCACAAUAGCCCAAAACAUAGCCAAAACAUUCCCUGACCUCAUCCCAAUCCUGCAGCCCCUAAAUGAAAACACAACAUCACCAACUCACCUUGAUGAAAGAAUAACAGAUUAAACACACACACAAAAUACACCAACAUAAGAAACAAACAAACAAUCUAAACAACACCAAACACCUGACAAAACCAAUCACCCCCUCUCAGGAUCAGUUAACAAAUAAAAAGGUCAACCAAAAUUGAAAAUACGCAAAGAAGAGACGCAACACUGCCUAUAAAUGUACACUACUAAAAAAAAAUUUGUAAAACACCUACAAUUGGAAUCUGAUAUAUACAACAGAUUACCAAAAUAUACGUAUAACAAUAAAGAAAAUCACUCUCGAUACUUACUGUGAAAAUUCUAACAAUCCACAAACAAAUAUAUAUUUCACUCAAUUAUUUCUUUUGUUUUUAACAUGCCUUUUGUUUUUAUUAUGUCUUCUAUCCUUAUGUAUUUUAUAUCUAUUAUGUUUCUUGUUUUUACUUAAAACCUACAUUAUAUUAAAAUACGUUACAUAAACUUUUUUGUAUAAAAAACUAAAUAUACUAUAGUACUUGAUGUAACAUAAUUGUAAGUCAUAUAUGACAACGCACUUCUGAGAAAAAUAAAUAGUGUCAAAAAUAAUAAAUAUGUAAAACCCCUAUGGCUGAAAGUGGACGCCAGCAUGCAAAUUUUAUAGAAUACCAAACUGUGGCUUGCAGGAAAUGUAAAACUGCUUUGCGAACUUGUGUACACAGUUCAGCUAGAAAACUGAGCACAUCAUACGACAUGUGAAUGGUACUCCACUCCAAAGGAUUAUAAAGCAAUGACACUUAUAAUUUUUUUAAAUUGCUAUACAGUUAGAAAGAACUUAGCAGUUUGUCAAAAUGAAUGAUGAAACGUUAUCAUCAAAAGUCUGAAUUGUCAAAGAGGGUAGUGCUGGUAACUACGAGGUACUAGCAAGUUACCUGUCUUACAAAUUACAAUAGAGUAGCAAUGUUAUGUAAUGUUUCUCAACAGUUGGAAAAUUCAGCUACAAAACCUUGAGCUAGCCAAGCAGUCCACACAGAAAUAUGCGCCAUAGUUCCACUUUGCAGUAAAACAGAAUUAAAAGACACUACAUGCAAAAAAUAAUAUUUCUGUCCUGAUUUUGUUGUCAUGUCUACUAUCCAUAGUCAGACUAACACUGUUGAAAGACAAAGUUGCACUUGAAGCAGGAGCCAGAUCAUCAGAUGUAAACACAAGAGAACACUGCAGAUUUCAUGACUCUCCACACCAAAUGUGAUACACAUCAGUCAAAAUCGUGCAAGGGAGGAGGUAAUGAAAUACAUGAAACUACAGGAAAUAAAAUUCACUGUUUUGGUCCAUAAAUCAAAUAAAUAGUCAUUAUUAACUGUAUGUCUAUUGGGUGAGUUACUGUUUCGUCAAUUAACUGAAAUUUGCUGUCUGUAUUUUGCGAGAAAAAACUGGAUACUUUGUGUCAGCAAAGUAACCUGUUUCAUAGCUGUAAGCAAUAAAGACUGCAGAUAAAGAGCUUCUCAUACUUCAGCAUCUCUAUACAGCCAUACAAAUGAUGGCAUUCAUGUACUGCGUAAUCAGCCACAGACUAAAACAUUGAUGAGGAGCUUUCAUUUAAAAGUAUUUCAAAGUUCUUUUAGUGCAGAUGUGUCAGACUUAUAUGUGCAAGGAAAAUCUGGUAUGGCAAUUGAUAUCAAUAUAAGCUUGGCAUGCUUUGUUAUAAUCAAUGAAUGAAUGGCAUGAACAGAAUGACACCCUAGAUGUUGAACAGCACUGAUUUUGGAAGGAUCACUCACGUAAACUCAGACUCACACUUUCUCACCUGUCAACAGAUCGAGGCUGUCAGAGGGUUGCACUAUUUCUUUACCUCAAUAAAGCAUAUGACUCAGUACCACACUUACAAUUAUUAUCGAACAUGGGAUCGUAUGGAGUAUGAAACAAAACUUGUGACCAGUUAGUGGUUUUCGUGUUAUGGACGACACAGCAAAGUUAUCUUGGAUGGAUUGUCAUUAAUAACCCAUCCCAAUUCAAAAAUAACAGUGAAGUGCAUAGCUACAACACUAGAAGAAAGGAUGACAUUCAUUUUGCUGGAUUAAAUCUCACUUUGGCACAG